UGGUUGGGCAGCAGUAAGGUCCUUUCUGUCUGUAACAUGGCAGAAGCCACAUGUUCGUGGUAAACAUCUCUGCUGAACAGUAGCGUCUCAAAUCUAUUCUCACGAUGGAGUCGGUAUCAGACACUGCGGCGGAGGUGAGCGCGACCGUGGACUGUGAGGGGGACACGGACACGUUUGAGAAGGUCAAGUCAAAGCGGAGUCACAAACGGAAGCGGGACGCGGCUGAGGUGGACAUGCGGCCCGAGGAGACCGUGGUAGCGGCCAAGAGACCGCAGUUCCCGGCGUUAUCAGGAGACCAGCUCACGGGAGGCACAGCUGAGAUGCGGCGGGUGCCUGUUCCUGCUCACCGUUACAGUCCUCUGAAAGAAAACUGGAUGAGAAGUUUUUAACCCAUUGUUGGAAAUUUUGAGGUGCAAGUGCGAUUCAACCUCAAAACCAGAAACGUGGAGAUUAAGACGUGCAGGGAAACGAGUGACAUCGGCGCUCUGACCAGGGCUGCUGACUUCGUGAAGGCGUUUGUUUUAGGCUUUCAGGUGGAGGAUGCUCUUGCUCUGAUCAGAUUAGAUGAACUCUUUCUGGAAACGUUUGAAGUCACAGACGUUAAACCUCUGAAAGGAGAUCACUUAUCCAGAGCCAUCGGCAGGAUAGCAGGGAAAGGAGGAAAAACCAAGUUCACCAUCGAGAAUGUGACGAAAACCAGGAUUGUGCUCGCAGACACGAAGGUUCAUAUUUUGGGAUCUUUCCAGAACAUCAAAAUGGCACGAACAGCAAUAUGCAACCUCAUUCUCGGAAGUCCUCCAUCAAAGGUGUAUGGCAACAUUCGUGCGGUGGCGAGCCGCGCAGCCGAGAGGUUUUAACACACGAAGAACACCGCUCAUGGACUGAUGCAGAAAUAAUGAUUUCCAUUAUUAGUGCUAUACUGGCCUGUAUAUGUGUAUGAAUGAUAUGAGCGCCGGUGGACGGCCGGUUUCUCAUGCAGUGGAGCCUCAGAUAAUAAACAGAAAUCAGACACGUGUGGAUCCAAUAA
Molecule: messenger RNA, 1027 nt
Organism: Cyprinus carpio (common carp)
Lineage: Eukaryota; Metazoa; Chordata; Actinopteri; Cypriniformes; Cyprinidae
Product: partner of NOB1 homolog
Cellular component (GO): nucleolus
Molecular function (GO): RNA binding
Source: RefSeq, a predicted model, not a curated record